Molecule: messenger RNA, 387 nt
Organism: Thelazia callipaeda (thelaziosis nematode)
Lineage: Eukaryota; Metazoa; Nematoda; Chromadorea; Rhabditida; Thelaziidae
Source: the annotation of a GenBank genome assembly
CAUCAUUAUGUUGAUGAUUUAGAGUGUACAACUGUGAAGGAUUGCAAUGGUAGCACGUCUUGCUUUGGUGCGGAUAUAUCUAAGAAAGGAUGUUGCCUUCAGGCGCUUAAGCCUAACCAAACAGGUUGUGUUCUGGAUGAACAAUGUUCGAGAAUUUGUAAAACAAGUUUUUGUGAUCGUAGCCAACAACCUCCACGAUGUGUUUGCUCACCUGGACAACACCUUAUGUUCAAUAAGUGUUGGAAGUCAUGUCCGGUGUUUGCCGAACAUCAACCUUCUACUGAUAUAAAUGGCCUCAGUCAUUGUGUUAUUAAAAAUGCUGAACUUUAUGCUCAAUAUGAAUAUUUCCGGCGAAUGCGAAGACAUCCAAGAAGUGAUUUUUGUUGA